This is a messenger RNA of Aspergillus pseudoviridinutans, 387 nucleotides long. RefSeq lists its product as uncharacterized. NCBI's taxonomy places the organism in Eukaryota, Fungi, Ascomycota, Eurotiomycetes, Eurotiales, Aspergillaceae. The record is from RefSeq and is a predicted model, not a curated record. The transcript is spliced from 3 exons. The coding region runs from base 1 to 387 and encodes 128 amino acids.
AUGUUCGCCCAGAUACACAGCAAUGGUCCGAUGCCUACGGAGGACAGGGUUGGUGGAUACGCAAUUGCAUCGGCCAGACUUGUUGGGCGGGUUGCGGCCAUUCUCCUUCUACGAGGGGACACCGAGUGCGAAGUCAUCCCAAUGUGUCGGGGUCAGGCUAUGGCGAUUGCGGCGUGGGCGCCUUUGGGUCAGGGGCGGUUCAAGACAGCGGAGGCCCGCGAGGCGGCGCAUACUGGUGGACGCUCGGUCCAGAUGAACGAGGAUGAAGUUAAAGUCUCUGAGGCGCUCAAAGCAGUUGCGAAGCUGAUGAAGACGAUGCGGGCUUUCGCUUAUAUCCUGCACAAGUCGCCUUACGUCUACCCCAUUAUUGGACAGCGAAAGGCCUAG